Linnemannia hyalina is the source of this 393-nucleotide messenger RNA. Lineage: Eukaryota; Fungi; Mortierellomycota; Mortierellomycetes; Mortierellales; Mortierellaceae. The record is from the annotation of a GenBank genome assembly.
AUGCAGAUCAAGACCCUCCACACAAUCAUGGCCCUUUUGCUUACCACGUUCGUCUCGGCUCUGCCCAUUGGAAACGACAACGGGAUCAACACAGUCAAUGGCAACGGUGCCCAGCAAAUUUAUGGAAAUCAAAAGACUUCAGAGGAUAUGAGUCCGCAACUGGGAUUGGUUCAGGGGACCUUGAACAAGCUCUGUAUUGGUUUACCAGCGAAAAUCAACGCGCAGUCUCUUGUGGCGCUGGUGAACGUCGGCGUACAGGAUAUCAACGUCCUCUCGAAUCCACAGAAUCAACAGUGUACAGAGAAUAGUACGCAAGCCAAGGGCGAUGAACCGCUUUCCCAUAUACUAGACAACAUUCCUGUCCUUUCAGGAAAUGGUAGUCUCGGGUCCUGA